Molecule: messenger RNA, 777 nt
Organism: Acanthaster planci (crown-of-thorns starfish)
Lineage: Eukaryota; Metazoa; Echinodermata; Asteroidea; Valvatida; Acanthasteridae
Source: RefSeq, a predicted model, not a curated record
AUGGCAGACCUGCCCCCUUUCAGUCUCCGUCUCUUCAAGCCAGCCUUCUCAAUGGGCGUUGAUUGCUUUGGGCCAAUGACAGAUAAGAUUGGUCGACGCACAGAGAAGAGAUGGGGAGUCAUCUUCAAGUGCAUGCCCACAUGUGCCAUACACUUGAAUUUGCUGGAGAGCUUAGACACAGAUGCAUUCCUGAUGGCCUUUCGCCGUUUCACCUCCCUAAGGGAUAAGAUUGGUCGACGCACAGAGAAGAGAUGGGGAGUCAUCUUCAAGUGCAUGCCCACAUGUGCCAUACACUUGAAUUUGCUGGAGAGCUUAGACACAGAUGCAUUCCUGAUGGCCUUUCGCCGUUUCACCUCCCUAAGGGGUAAACCAUAUGAAAUCCUGUCUGACUGCGGGACCAACUUCAAGGGUGCAGAAGCAGAACUCCGAACUGCCUUUUCUUCCAUGGCUCCAGAUCUAAGCCAACAGCUUUCCAAACAAAAGGUGCGAUUCCAGUUUAACUCGCCAAAUGCUCCCCACUUCGGCGGCUCCUGGGAGAGAGAGGUGAAGUCGGUCAAGGCUGGACUCAGAGCUGCUUUGGGAGACCAGUCGGUCACAGAACCAGUACUCCGAACUGUCUUAGCUGAAGUCGAGGGGAUUCUCAACUCAAAACCCUUGGGUUACGUCUCUUCAGAUGCUGCUGACGUUAAUCCGAUUACCCCAAACAUGCUUCUGAUGGGGCGGCUAGAUCCUAACCUUCCACAGGUCAUCUACACCUCCAAAGAAUCCAUGGGAUGA